Molecule: messenger RNA, 1335 nt
Organism: Canariomyces notabilis
Lineage: Eukaryota; Fungi; Ascomycota; Sordariomycetes; Sordariales; Chaetomiaceae
Product: NAD(P)-binding protein
Exons: 4
Coding region: 51-950 (299 amino acids)
Molecular function (GO): oxidoreductase activity
Source: RefSeq, a predicted model, not a curated record
GUUCUGAAUCCCAAACUUAGCAGGAAACUCUGACAAGCAGCACACUCACAAUGACGUCCAAAUCUCAGUUCGAGAGUGGCCACAAGAUCCCCGUGUCGGGACAGGACUUCCCGGGCAAGGAGGGCAAAAUGCCCAACCCGCAGCCCCUUUUCGACGAGAUCCCUACCGACGAUGGCAAAAGCCAAAAGUACAAGCCGGCGGGCAAGCUGAAGGGGAAGAACGCCAUCAUCACAGGCGGCGAUUCGGGCAUCGGCCGGGCAACCGCCAUUCUGUUCGCCAUGGAGGGCGCCAACUCGCUCAUUGCCUACCUGCCCGAGGAAGAAGACGACGCCCAGGAUACCAAGAAGCGCGUGGAGGCCUACGGCCAGCAAUGCCAUCUUGUAUCCACCGACCUUCGAGACCGUGAGAACUGCAAAAAGGUGGUCGACGAAGCGGUCAAGGUCUUCAACGGCAAGAUCGAUAUCCUGUUCAACAAUGCGGCCUACCAGAUGGCGGUCGACGACAUCAGCCAGCUCUCCGAGGACCAGUGGCUGCAAACCUUCAACACCAACAUCCACCCGUACUUUUACAUGGCCAAGUAUUCGCUGCCGCACAUGUCGCGCGGCAGCACCAUUAUCAACAACGCCAGCAUCAACGCCUACGUCGGGCGGCCCGAUUUGCUCGACUACACGUCGACCAAGGGCGCCAUCGUGUCCUUCACGCGCGGGCUGAGCAACCAGCAGAUCGGCAAGGGCAUCCGCGUCAACGCCGUCGCCCCCGGCCCGGUGUGGACCCCGCUGAUCCCCUCCACCAUGACCGAGGACGCCCAGAAGCAGUUCACCAGCCCCAUGGGCCGGCCAGCUCAGCCGAGCGAGAUCGCCACGUGCGUCGUCUUUUUAGCUUCGUCUGACAGUUCUUGCAUCAGCGGGCAGACGAUCCAUUGCAACGGCGGGACUAUUGUUAACGGUUAGGCAAUGAGUAGUAGUGCUGGAGUUUGUUGGGAAGGCAUUGGCGACGUUAAGGAAGGAGCUGGCGUAGGGUCGAUUUGUUGUACUGUAUCCGUAUGCAGUCGCUGACUAGAAUGAGCCUGUGGAAUACUCCGUACCACCUACUACAAUAGCUCAACGGCAUGGAGCGAGUGGCAUGGCUGAAUAAAAACAGAAAUGAAUAUGGCCUCGGCUAAGGCGCUUGUGUUGAGGAUUAGGAUUGGCAGCGGCAGUUGGCAGUUUGAUUGAUUGAUUGAUUGAUGAAGCUGUAGAGCUCAAGGGCGGGUACGAGAUACGGAGGUACAAGUACCUGUGUAGCCCCGUGUCAUCCGCUGCUAUCUGAGCCCAUCAAAUAGCACAUGGAUGCCCC